CUCUCGUGUUGCUGUCUUUUGUCAAGUUUUCUCUCCCACCCUUCUCAUCUGUAUAAAUACCAAAUCUGGAAGAAUCUCCAAGAAAGGAAGGAGAAGUUACUCAUCAGGAGCUGACAGAUCCAAAAGUUUGCCUCAGGAUGAUCAGAAUAGUCCAGCUAUUGUGUCUUUCUGGCCUUCUUUUACGGUGUGAAGGUCAGGGUCUCACAACAUGCCUCACUCAGCCCACAUACAGACUGGCAGAAAACGCUGACAUGACAGUGGUGUGUGGAACCAGUCAAAUGUUUUUAAAAGUUCUCAUUUGUCCAAUGUAUUUUGCGGGAUACAAUGAAUCCCUAAUGGCACUGAAUGCUAAGUUUAGCACCCCAGCCUGCCGUGGAGUAGCGGACUGGACUGUUAAUCCUCCCGUCCUGCUGUUCAACUUCUCAAUCUCUCAGGAGGCGCUCGUCCUUUGUGGCAACAAUAUGAACAUUUUUAGUCAAGUGGGAUCAGGGAUAUUCUCCGACUUCUCCCAAAUCCAGUCCGUUAAUAUCUCUGGAUUAAUCAAUUCCUGGGAUCCCAGCACCAGCACUAUCUCUUACAGGCAACAACUGAUGUACCAGUUUUCGUGUCUGUAUCCACUGCAGUAUUUAGUCAACAACACUGAGCUCGGCGUGUCAGGAGUGAGUCUAGCAGUAAAGGACAACAAUGGCAGCUUCGUCAGUACUCUAAGCAUGGCUCUUUUCAGUACUGCCGACUACACAACCAGACUCCAGAUACCAGGAUCUGGGCUGCAGUUGAAAACUCGCAUAUAUGUGCAGAUCAAGGCAACAAAUCUCACAAACAAGUUCAAUGUGUUGCUAGACCGUUGCUAUGCCACAACAAGCCCGUAUCCAGCCCUCAGCACCUCUUACGAUCUUUUUAUUGGGUGUAAUCGUGAUGCCCAGACAAAGAUCGAUCGGAAUGGGAUAUCCCAGGAAGCUCUCUUCUCCUUUGAGGCCUUCCGCUUUGUGGAACACAAAAACCUGUCCGUCUCCACUUUCUACCUGCAUUGUGCUACCAGACUCUGUGAGAACUCCACUUGCGCCAACUUGCUUCCGAAAUGCAUUACGAAAAGAGAAGUACAGUCUCCAGUGUACAACUCUUCUGAUGUUGCCACUGUCUCCUCAGGACCAAUCAAAACUAAAGUUGACAGCGGUACAAAGAAUCAUAUAAUAGUUCUAUCAAAAUAACUAAAGUUACUGAUUUGUACUGAUUUCAAAUUCUCUUCCACUUCUUCCUCAGGUGGCCCUGUGUCCGCUUUAUGUAAGA
Carassius carassius (crucian carp) is the source of this 1287-nucleotide messenger RNA. Its product is annotated as zona pellucida-like domain-containing protein 1. Lineage: Eukaryota; Metazoa; Chordata; Actinopteri; Cypriniformes; Cyprinidae. The transcript is spliced from 9 exons. The record is from RefSeq and is a predicted model, not a curated record. Gene Ontology annotation, cellular component: cell surface. Bases 138 to 1208 code for a protein of 356 amino acids.